UCAGGCAGCAGAGGCCAGAAGACCAAGAGACCCUCAUCGACACGGAGAAGGCCUCCACAGAAGCCUGGGACUCCCCUCACAAGAUACGUACAGGAGGAGCAGGCUGACAGGGUGCAGGCAGGCCAGCUGCCCCAGUCAGAGGCAGCAGCAGCCAUGGCCACAAAGGACCAGACCCCACCGAGAGGAAGAGAGAUGAAGGACCCCGAAGCUACCCAUCCUGAUUGGUCAUCAAGCCCAGAUGCUGGGUCUCAGAGUUCGACCGAUGACAGCCUGCUACCCCUGACACCUCGGCAGCUGGCAGCCUUCCAGGAUAUCUUCAAACUGUUCAGUUGCAGCCCAACAGGCACUGUGGACAUGCACAGCCUGAAAGUGGCUCUGCGCAAUGUGGGUAUCCAGCUGGGCCCCCAGGAGAUGUGUGAGGCUCUUCGGCUGGCUGACUUAGAUGGUGACGGAAUUGUAAGCUUCAAGGACUUCCUAGGUGUCCUCACUGACAACCACCGCCUGGCACAGUGCAUGGGCCAAAUGAAGGGCAACCGGACCUGUGACUCCGCGGGCCUGCAGACCCUCUUCCUCGAGGUGCUAUUCAAACUGCUCAGUCAGGGCUUAGUGCCCUUCAAAUCGAGGCAGGAGGUGAUAAGUUACUAUUUCAAGAAGCAGCGGGCUCUGCGGCUGAGCCAGUGCGGUAGUCGCCGGGCGCGCGGCCAGGGUCGGUCUGCGCGUACGCACACUGGCCUCAACUUCUUCUGCCAGGCGGCGCGCAUCGGCGGCCUCUCCAGCUCCCAGCUGGCACGCUCCCUGCACACACUGUACAGAACGGGUGGGCGCAGCCCCUAUGCUCAGAUUCCCAACCUGACUGGGCGCCCGAGGCCAGAACGCAGGAUCUCGAACCGAGCCCCAGGUCCAGAUGUCCGCCUCCCCAAACCCCAACAGCCAGGCCGUCCCAAGCUCCCUUCCAACCUGGGGCCACUCAGCAAAGGUCCCCUCCGCCCUCCCUCCGGAAUAAUGAGCCAGCCGCUGGAGCAAAUGCGCCCCUCGAAGCUGGUUUCCUCCCCGCCAACUCUAGUGCAGAAGCACCCCGCCUCCCCUUCACCAGGCUAUUUCCAGAGACCUGCUAUGAAGAGCUUGUACAAGUAAUGCGUUUGCUGAGCGAAACUGGCUGCGCCUGGACCAGCUCAGGCACCGAGCGGACGCGAGUCUUUUGCAAACAUCUUUAUUAAUCUAGUAUAAAAAUAAGGUCCAAGGAGAGUCCUCUGGGCGGCGGUGAGGUCCACUUUAUAAGUUAUAGGCCAGGCUCCCGCUCAGACUAAGUAUGGCUA
Acomys russatus (golden spiny mouse) is the source of this 1316-nucleotide messenger RNA. RefSeq names its product spermatogenesis-associated protein 21. Gene Ontology annotation, molecular function: calcium ion binding. The transcript is spliced from 9 exons. The annotation marks the transcript as partial. Lineage: Eukaryota; Metazoa; Chordata; Mammalia; Rodentia; Muridae. The record is from RefSeq and is a predicted model, not a curated record.